AUGGCAGCAAGACCUAGACGACAACGUGUGAGUUUGGAAAAUAGAGAGUGCUUGAUAAGAGCAUUCAAUGGUCCAGCCCAAGAUUAUCUUUCUGUUGCUGAUACCAUCGGCGUUAACCGCUCGACAGCGAGAGGGAUAGUCAGACGACAUUUGCAAGAAGGACAGAUAGCUGAAAGACCACGAGGCGGCCCCAACCACAGGAAAGUUGAUAAUGAAAUGAAGCAAUGCAUUGAAGAAAUUCUGAACGAGAACCCUGUUCUCACUCUUGAUGGCAUAAACCGAUUGCUUCAGGAAAGAUUGCCUGAUAAGCCCCGAAUACAUUCACGGACAGUUGGAAAGGUAUUGAAUGGUAUGCUAUACACAUUCAAACUUGUUCGGCGAUGCCCUGCAGAAAGAAACAGACCUGACGUUAUCCAAAGCAGACGCGAUUAUGCAGCGUGGUUUUUGGGAGAAGCGAUCCAGAGGCAAAUCGUGUUUAUUGACGAAUGCGGUUUUAAUGUCUGGACGGCGAGGAGUCAAGGCAGAGCCCUUCGAGGAGAUAGAGCAUAUCGCCAAGUGUCAGGACAAAAAGGACGCAACAUCAGCAUUAUUCUUGCAGUUUCUUCCACAUUUGGCCUUGUGCAUCACUCAAUGCACAUAGGAGGCACAAACAGAGAUCGGUUUCAGGUAUUUCUAGAUGAAUGUGCUCAAAAUGUGGCGGGUAACGAGACGGUUUUUAUUUAUGACGGUGCACCAGCUCAUCGGGGAGCUGUAAGUAUGCUGAAGAAAUCUCGCUACGGAUGCUACCACCAUAUUCCCCUUUUCUCAACAUCGUCGAGAAUGCCAUAA
Molecule: messenger RNA, 828 nt
Organism: Paramuricea clavata
Lineage: Eukaryota; Metazoa; Cnidaria; Anthozoa; Malacalcyonacea; Plexauridae
Source: the annotation of a GenBank genome assembly